Phytophthora sojae is the source of this 354-nucleotide messenger RNA. RefSeq lists its product as hypothetical. The transcript is spliced from 2 exons. The coding region runs from base 1 to 354 and encodes 117 amino acids. The record is from RefSeq and is a predicted model, not a curated record. NCBI's taxonomy places the organism in Eukaryota, Oomycota, Peronosporomycetes, Peronosporales, Peronosporaceae.
AUGGAGCGCUGCACUAAACGUGACCCGGCAAUAUCAAAGUGGAAGAAAGCAAAAUGCGCUCUGACGCCUCACGCGGGAUAUUUGUGGGAGAAGGAGCGAGCUCGAGUUGGGGAGUAUCACCUGAUGAUCUCCUGCCGCCACAUCAACGCGGUUCUCGACCAUUGUGGAUUGCAGGAGCACAACCUGCAGGCUUUAGACCCCAGCUAUCUCGUGCAGACAAAUGCAGAUGGGUUCUCCGGCAAAGGCAUCGAGCUACCAGUUCGGGAUACGAACAUGAACAGUGACCUUGUCAAACCAUCACCGUUCUAUAAGCAAGCAGGACGGCGGGUGCCACGGCGCAUCGCAAGUUCAUGA